Pieris napi is the source of this 3554-nucleotide messenger RNA. It is a transcript of the gene Rhau, whose product is annotated as ATP-dependent DNA/RNA helicase DHX36-like. The transcript has 13 exons. Gene Ontology annotation, cellular component: cytoplasm; nucleus; intracellular anatomical structure. Lineage: Eukaryota; Metazoa; Arthropoda; Insecta; Lepidoptera; Pieridae. Gene Ontology annotation, molecular function: ATP binding; G-quadruplex RNA binding; DNA helicase activity. The record is from RefSeq and is a predicted model, not a curated record. Bases 160 to 3432 code for a protein of 1090 amino acids.
CUGCCGACUGCCUAAAUCUGUGUAUUUAAAUUAACAACCUCAGAAAUCGGAAUCCAGAUUACUUAUUACUGAAUCAUGUGAAUAAUAAAGGAAAAUUCACGCAAUCAAAAAGUGUGUCCAUAUUGUGUAUUGCGUUUUGCUCAAUUGUUAAUAUCAAAAAUGUCUAAUUCUCGUGGAAAUAGAAGUUGGUAUAGUACUGGUGCCAGAAGUUUUCAAGGCAAUAGAGGGCGAAAUACAAGAAGUCGACCACCUGGUUUGAAAGGCAAAGAAAUUGGUCUCUAUUAUAAAAACCUAUAUAAAAAAAAUAAAAAAACGGACACAGUGAUUAAUCUCACAAUUCCGUCGGCUAUCAUAUCUGCUAUAAAUAAAAACUUAAUGUUCAUAGAAACUGUUGCUAAAACUGAAAAUAUAGAAUUGUCUUUCACAAAUAUAUUUGAAUCUCUUAUAAAACCAAAAACUGACUUAAUUAAGAGAAAAGAAAGUCCUCAUCCCGAAGAAUAUGAUGUUGCUGAUAAGAGAUACAAAGAAGGUACUAAUAUUUCCCUUAAAAACGAUUUGGUACCUAAUUUCGAGACUGAUACAUAUUUGAAUGAGAAUGAAAAGAUCUUACUUAAUAUAAAAGAUGAGACCCAUAUUGAGGUUAGGGAUGAACCCAGUUCAUUAAGUACACUGAAUGAUAUACCUAUUAAAACUGAACCGAGUUCAGUAAGUAUGCCAGAUUACAUACCUUUUAAAAAUGAAAAUAUAAUGAAUGAUUGCGUAAACUCUGAAAGGAUACUAGGUUUAAGAGAAAGACAUUAUAAAUAUGGGUAUCAAGAUAUAAUUACUGGAACAUUUGAUGAGAAAUUAACAGAACUUUUAACACAAGGUAUUCAAAUAACUUCUAACAAUAAUGGUGUUAGAAAAUUAAACCAUGAUUACUACAAGGAGUACAAUGAAAUGGUAGGAAAGUUGUCUUAUAAUAAAAUGUUAGAAUUUCGUGAAACCUUACCUGCUUAUAAGAAAAAAGAAGAUAUAUUAGACAAUAUUGAUAAAAGUCAAGUACUAGUGAUAAGUGGUGAAACUGGCUGUGGAAAAUCUACACAGAUUCCUCAACUUAUUUUAGACAGAGCUAUGAAUAAUAAUACAGGGGCUAAUGUAAGAAUACUUGUCACUCAGCCAAGAAGAAUUGCAGCAUCUUCAUUAGCUAUGAGAGUUGCUAACGAAAGAGCUGAAAUGCUUGGAAAUUCUGUAGGAUAUAGUGUCCGAUUAGAAAAGGUAGAAUCAAGAACUCGUGGUAGUAUUAUGUUCUGCACUACUGGAGUGCUAUUAACUGAACUUGAGGUUGAUCAAGCAUUGACAAAAUUUAGUCAUAUAAUACUGGAUGAGGUUCAUGAACGGGAUACUCAUGUAGAUUUGGCUAUGGCUAUGCUGAAACAGAUACUAAAAAAACGAAAAGAUCUAAAACUCAUACUUAUGAGUGCUACGUUAGAUGCAGAAGUAUUGUCAGCGUAUUUUGACGAUUGUCCCGUAGUGUGCAUAGAAGGGCUUGCUUAUCCCGUCACAGAUGUUUAUCUAGAAGAUAUCCUGAAGCUAACUAACUACCAGAUACAGAAGGAAAAGGUAAAGAAAAAUGAAAAGCAAAAGUGGAAAAAAUAUGAAAGGAAGGGUAAAAGUGAGGCGAAUGAAAUGCAAAAGGAUAUUCAAUAUAAGGCUGAAAUUGGACCAUGGCUGGAAUCAAUAAAAAACAAUAUACCACGUGAUGUAUACAAAACACUCCAAGACCCAGAAAUAGAGGAAUUCAAUGUAGACUUAAUAGUUGAACUCCUAAAAUACAUAUGCAAGGGAGAGCCUGGAGCAAUUCUUGUGUUCCUACCUGGGAUUGGGGAAAUAACUAAAGUAAUGCGAUGUAUGGAAUUACAUGGGUUUUUGAACGAAAAACACGAAAUUUAUCCCUUACAUUCAAAAUUGGCGACUCUAGAACAGCGUAAGAUAUUUAUGAGACCGCCGUUAGGCGUUCGUAAAAUAAUAUUGGCCACGAACAUCGCUGAAACGUCGAUAACAAUUGAUGAUAUAGUGUAUGUUGUCGAUUCUGGGAGGAUUAAAGUUAGCGGGUUGAAUGUUGAAGAGAAUAUUUCUACGUUGAAAACUGAAUGGGUGUCUAAAGCUAAUUUACAUCAGAGACGUGGUCGGGCAGGUCGUUGUCAACCUGGCAUUUGCUAUUACCUAUUAACGUCAUACCGUGCGGGAACACUUGCUGAUCGGCUUUUACCAGAGUUACAAAGGAGUAAUUUAUUAGAACCGGUGUUGAUGGUGAAGAAAUUGAGACUCGGUUUAGCCAAUACGGCGUUUCAGAUGGUCCCAUCACCGCCCGCUGAGAAAACAGUGGAAUGGGCUGUGAGGCACUUGCAGAAAUGUGGUGCCCUGUACAAAACGGAGACCUUGACACCAUUGGGAUGGCAUUUAGCAAGACUCCCAGUUCAUCCCGCAGCAGGAAAAUUAUUAUUGUUGGGAGCUCUUUUUGGAUGCUUGGAUAGAGCAGCGAGUGUUGCAGCAGUAUGGAGUUUCAAAGAUCCAUUUCUACUUGUUAUUGGCAAAGAAUCCGAAAUUAAGGAUGUAAAGCGGAGGCUGGCGAUGGGUGAACCGAGUGACCACGUAGCGAUGUCUGAAGCGAUUAUGCAAUGGGAAAGUUGUUCAUACAGAGACCGUCGUUCGUUCGCCUACGAUAAUUUCCUUUCAAACAACACGUUGGAACUUCUAGUCGACAUGAAGAAACAGUUGGGUGAAAAUCUCACACAAAUGGGAUUUCUUUCAAGUAGUAAUCUCCAGGCUCAAUGGGAGAACAGGAAUUGGAAUAAUAUUAGCCUUUUCAAAGCAAUUGUGGCUGCAUCGUUGUACCCUAAUGUAGCUCGAGUGCGUUGGUGCAAUUUAAAAAGCUACAAAAAACCAAAAUCCAUUCUCGCAUAUUGCCCUGAAGAUGGCAAAGUCAAGGUCCAUCCAAGUAGUGUUAUGGCUUUUUCACAUGGUAUGAACAAGCGCGAAGAAAUUUGCACUAACUCCGGGGCUAAUUGGUUGGUCUAUUGGCUAAAGCAAAAAUCGUCUGACCUCUUCCUUAUUGAUGUCAACCUGGUAUAUACACUGCCGCUGUUAUUCUUUGGAGAAUAUAGUGUUAAAGAAGAUCUUGAAAAUCCGGACGAUUGCUUAAUGUCUAUAACCAAAAAUAUAAACGUACGAUGCAACAAAAAUUCGGCAAACACAAUACUGAAGUUGAGAAUUCUACUCGACCAAGUACUGGCGAACAAAGUUAUGGAAACAUGCCCACAUUCUGUGAAACAGAGCCAAUUCGAAGACGAGGUUUUAAAAACCGUGAUUGAACUUAUUACAGCGGAAGAUGAACAAGCUGAUUACAUCGAUGAUGAUGUAUCAGUAGCAUCAGACGAUAACUGGCAUUAAUUUAUUUAUAUUAAAACUUUUUAGCGAUAAUUACAAUACAAACGAUCGUCUAGUCAUAAGAAUUAGGAUUGAUGUCGUCAACUGCUAUCAUAAAUAAAUAAAAUAAAAUACAUAUAAUCGAG